UCUUCUCCAGAGAUAGCUCUGUAUGUAUAUAUAUAUGGUUAUGUAUCUAGCCUAGAUUCAUCAGAUUAUUACAGACGCAUUCUUCUGGUAAACCGUUGGCGAGAGAAAGAGGAAAAAAGCGAGGGAAAUCAUCCUGAUUUCGACUUGUUCUUCCCAAACUAGUAUUCAGAUUAAAUAUCUAAGGAUGAAGGCUCUUAUUCUUGUUGGUGGAUUUGGAACAAGGUUGAGGCCUUUGACCCUCAGCGUCCCGAAACCCCUUGUUGAGUUUGCUAACAAACCUAUGAUCCUUCAUCAGAUGGAGGCGCUUAAGGCAAUUGGUGUGACAGAAGUAGUAUUAGCAAUCAAUUACCAACCAGAGGUUAUGAUGAGUUUCUUGAAGGACUUUGAGGCUAAGCUUGGGAUCAAGAUUACAUGCUCACAGGAGACUGAGCCGCUUGGCACUGCCGGUCCUCUAGCAUUGGCUAGGGACAAACUCUUGGAUAAAUCUGGUGAUCCAUUUUUUGUUCUUAAUAGUGAUGUAAUAAGUGAAUACCCUCUAAAACAGAUGAUCGAAUUCCAUAAGUCACAUGGAGGCGAAGCAUCUAUUAUGGUGACCAAGGUUGAGGAGCCAUCAAAAUAUGGUGUGGUGGUGAUGGAAGAAUCAACAGGGGUAGUUGAGAGAUUUGUGGAAAAACCAAAAUUAUUUGUGGGAAACAAAAUAAACGCAGGGAUUUACCUGCUGAAUCCGUCUGUACUGGACCGCAUUCAACUGAGGCCAACCUCGAUAGAAAAAGAAGUAUUCCCAAAAAUCGCUGCCGAGAAAAAGCUAUACGCAAUGGUAUUACCUGGUUUCUGGAUGGACAUUGGGCAGCCAAGGGAUUACAUAACUGGGUUGAGACUCUAUCUGGACUCGUUGAGAAAGAUGGCUUCACCUAAGCUGGCGAGUGGAGCCCACAUAGUGGGAAACGUUCUUGUGGACGAGACUGCUAAAAUUGGGGAGGGGUGUUUGAUUGGACCUGACGUGGCAAUUGGGCCGGGCUGCGUGGUUGAGUCGGGAGUGAGACUUUCUAGGUGCACUGUGAUGAGGGGAGUGCGGGUGAAGAAACACGCGUGCAUCUCUGGAAGUAUCAUCGGGUGGCAUUCGACGGUUGGGCAAUGGGCUAGAGUCGAGAAUAUGACUAUUUUGGGAGAAGAUGUUCAUGUAUGUGAUGAAAUUUAUAGUAAUGGGGGUGUGGUUCUUCCACAUAAAGAGAUCAAGUCUAGCAUAUUGAAGCCAGAGAUAGUAAUGUGAUUCAAUAACUAUGUUAUUUGUGGAGGUGAUAGCUAUAAGUGGUUUGUGUGUGCAAUGUGUAAUCUCAAUAUUUUAUUGUAUGGUCAAUGGCUUGCAAUGUGUAAUAUCUUAAUAAUUUCAUUCAAUAUUGUACAUAAUAAUAUCUUCCUUUGCA
Molecule: messenger RNA, 1424 nt
Organism: Impatiens glandulifera
Lineage: Eukaryota; Viridiplantae; Streptophyta; Magnoliopsida; Ericales; Balsaminaceae
Product: mannose-1-phosphate guanylyltransferase 1-like
Exons: 5
Coding region: 185-1270 (361 amino acids)
Biological process (GO): cell wall mannoprotein biosynthetic process; GDP-mannose biosynthetic process
Cellular component (GO): cytoplasm
Molecular function (GO): GTP binding; mannose-1-phosphate guanylyltransferase (GTP) activity
Source: RefSeq, a predicted model, not a curated record